AUGGCGGUUGAACUUGUUGGCGGUGCUCUUCUUUCUGCUUUCCUUCAAGUCACAUUUGAAAAAUUGGCUUCUGUUGAAAUCGGGUCCUACUUUCGAAGAAAAAAACUCGAUGAAAAGAUUUUGAAGAAACUCAACAUCACGCUUCUGUCCAUCAAUGUUGUGGUCGAUGAUGCAGAAUUAAAGCAGAUCAGAAAUCGACACGUGAAAGCAUGGCUUGAUGCUGUCAAAGAUGCUGUGUUUGAAGCAGAAGAUCUGUUAGAUGAAAUUGACAUUGAAGAUUUCAGAUGCAACUUGGAAGCUGAACCUGAGUCCAAUACUGGAAAGGUAUGGAACUUUUUCACCGCUUCUUCCAAUUCAUUUGACAAGGAAAUUGAAUCAAAGAUGCAAGAAGUCAUUGAAAACCUAGAAUAUCUUGCAAGCAAAAAGGAUAUACUAGGUCUAAAAGAGGCUAGUACUAGUUGUAACCAAGUGUAUAAAAAACUGCCAUCAACAUCUUUGCCGGUUGACUCGGUUAUUUAUGGUAGAGAUGUUGACAAGGAGGUUAUCUGUGAUUGGCUGAUAUCUGAUGCUGAUAAUGUUAAUCAUCAGCUUUCAAUAGUUUCUAUUGUUGGCAUGGGAGGGAUAGGUAAGACUACACUUGCUCAACAUCUAUACAAUGAUCCAAAGAUGGAGGAUACAUUCGAUAUCAAAGCUUGGGUCUGUGUUUCAGAAGAAUUUGAUGUUUUAGCGAUAACAAGAGUAAUUGUUGAGGCAAUCACUGGAACAAGAAAUAAUACCAAAGUCCUAGAUUUGCUUCAAGUAAAGCUGAAGGAAACACUGUCUGGGAAAAGAUUUCUUCUUGUUUUGGAUGACCUUUGGAACGAAAAACGUGACCAAUGGGAAGCUUUGCAGACUCCUUUUAAUUAUGGGGCUCCGGGAAGCAAAAUUCUUGUUACUACCAGAAGUCUAAAAGUUGCCUCAACCACACGGUCAACUAAAAUACACCGGCUAAAGGAAUUAGAAGAAGAACAUUGUUGGAAGUUGUUUUGCAAACAUGCCUUCCUAGAUGAAAAUCCUCAGAUGAAUCCUGACUUUAAGGAUAUUGCUAAAAGGAUACUUAAGAAGUGUCACGGAUUGCCUCUAUCCUUGAAAACAAUGGGAAGUCUCUUAUACACAAAACCAUCUUUGGUGGAAUGGGAAGUAUAUUGGGUAGUGAGAUAUGGGACUUACCAGAAGAGGAGAGCAACAUCAUCCCCGCUUUAA
Molecule: messenger RNA, 1242 nt
Organism: Trifolium pratense (red clover)
Lineage: Eukaryota; Viridiplantae; Streptophyta; Magnoliopsida; Fabales; Fabaceae
Product: putative disease resistance RPP13-like protein 1
Exons: 1
Coding region: 1-1242 (413 amino acids)
Biological process (GO): defense response to other organism
Molecular function (GO): ADP binding
Source: RefSeq, a predicted model, not a curated record